Messenger RNA from Gadus chalcogrammus (walleye pollock), 1605 nucleotides. It is a transcript of the gene syt14b, whose product is annotated as synaptotagmin XIVb. Lineage: Eukaryota; Metazoa; Chordata; Actinopteri; Gadiformes; Gadidae. The record is from RefSeq and is a predicted model, not a curated record. Bases 1 to 1605 code for a protein of 534 amino acids. The transcript has 11 exons.
AUGGCGAUUGAUGGAGGGGGGAGGAACUGUGGUGUCCAUGAGCUCAUCUGUGCUAGAAGAGUUUCUCCCGAGGUGCUUGGCGCGUUGUCCUCCCUCGUGGCCUUUGCGGUGCUGAUGCUGAUCUUUUUCGUCUACCUCAGCAACAAGCUGUCAGCGCAGAGUGCCUCCAGCCUCCCUGUUCUGGACAGCCCCACAGGGGACCAACAAGAAGGCGGAGCAGCAGGCAAGGCCAAGGAGAGCUCGGAGAAGUCCAAGAAGAAAGAGAAAGAGGAGAAAGAGAAGAAGUCGGCGUGGGACAACAAACCCAAACAGUCGGCCGACCAGGAGGGUUACAGCAGCGAGGCCUCGACCAACCGCAUCCAGAGGAUCAAGCGCGAGUCUCCGCUCAACGAGCUCCAGCCGCCGCCGUACCAGAACACGCCGGAGCGCCUCUCCCACUCGGGCUCACGCACGCGCUCGGGGCGUGGCGGACGGACGGGUGGCGGGGGGAGGGGCUCGUCCCCGGAGCGCUGCUCCAGCGAGGCCAGCGUGGACCAGGACACGGAGAGCUACCUCAACAAGGGCUAUGACGAGGACGUGCCCAGCGACAGCACCGCCGUGCUGGGCCCCGAGGACGGCUCCGGGCCCCGGCUCCCCGCCCUCUACGAGCCCGAGCCGCUGGCCAAGUACGGGACGCUGGACGUGGCCUUCGAGUACGACGCGGGCCAGCAGUGGCUGGCCGUCACCGUCACGGCCGCCACCGACAUCCCGCCGCCGCGGCAGGCGGGCAACGUGGCGUGGCAGGUGCACCUGGUGCUGCUGCCCACCAAGAAGCAGCGGGCCAAGACGGGCGUGCAGCGGGGGCCCUGCCCCGUGUUCACCGAGACCUUCAAGUUCAGCCGGCUGACGGCCGAGGCGCUGGUGGACCACGCCGUGCGCUUCCGCCUCUACAGCGUGCAGCGCAUGAAGAAGGAACGCGUGCUGGGCGAGAAGGUCUUCUACCUGACCAAGCUCAACCUGCAGGGCAAGAUGGCGCUGCCCGUCACGCUGGAGCCCGGCUCCGAACUCACGGGUUGCGGCUCUCUGGUGAGCGUUUCGCGCUCCACCGGCGCGCUGUCCUACCGCUCCACGGGGGAGUCCUGCGCCCCCGAGAUCCUGCUGGGGCUGAUCUACAACGCGUCCACGGGCCGCCUGUCGGCCGAGGUCAUCCAGGGCAGCCAUUUUAAGACCGCCGUCUCCGACAAGCCCACAGACGGCCUGUUUUGUUGUAUAAAGCACGUCGUAGGAGGGCAGCUCUAUGUCAUGAGAGACACCUACGUCAAGCUGGUCAUGCUGGACUCCAAGGGCAAGGAGAUGUCCAAGUGCAAGACUGGGGUGUGCCGCGGCCAGCCCAACCCCACCUACAAGGAGAGCUUCGUGUUCCAGGUGGCCCUGUUCCAGCUGUCGGAGGUGUCGCUGGUGGUGUCGGUGUUCUGCCGGCGCAGCAGCCUGCGGCCGCGGGAGCAGCUGGGCUGGGUGUCCCUGGGCCUCAACAGCACCGGGGAGGAGCAGCAGGCCCACUGGAGCCAGAUGAAGGAGGCCGAGGGCCAGCAGGUCUGCCACUGGCACGUCCUCACCGACACAUAG